AUGAAUCGACAACGCACUGGCAUUAAACCACCAAGUGUUGUAAGUGAUACCUACGUUAAUAUUUUUUUAUGUUUUUUCUCUUUAUUUUUAUAUAUCUUGCUUAUUUUUUAUAAUUAGCAGCUGGCUAAAACUCUUCUGAACGUUUCAUGUUUAUUUUACCAAUUUUUAGACUAGAUUUAUUAAUAUAUAUACAAGUUUAUUUGUUAUAGGGUAUAAAUAGAGGUUCAAGCAUGUCUAACUUAACAAGACCAACAAUAUCGAGCAGUGGUAGGACUACAAUAGCUGGUAGGACGUCUAGUGUACCACCAAAGGCGGCCAAGGCUACAGAUCAACCUGGUAUUCAAAGGAAACUAACGUAUGUUUUGUUAUUUUGUUUUGAAUUUAGGUAUUGGUUAUGAUGGAUAAUAUGUCAAUGUGUUGACGGAAAAUCUUGGGAAGUUUUGUGAAUUUUUAUGUAAAUUAAGUAGGAUAAAUAAUAAUCAAGCUUUUUAAGUUAGUUUUUAACAGGAAAAGAGGCUAUUUUACUAUGUUUUGACUUAAAUUUGAGGUUUAAUGGUCUAUGGUUAAUAUGAUUUGAAUGUUCUGACAGAAUACUUCCAACUUUUUGGAGAUUGUUAAAUUAAUCAAUUACCCAAGCCAGGACGUCGUUUGUGACCCAAGCCAUUAUAGAAUUUUUUAUACUGACCCAAGCCGUUACAGAAUUUUUUUAAAGUUUUUUUUAAUUAAUUUAAGGUAGAUUUUUUGUUAUUUUGCUUAAAAUUUUGGGCUGAAAACAUAAAAAUUGAUUUUGUUUUAGAUUUAUGUCAUCUGUACCUAAAAGGAAGCCUGUAGCUGACCCAGUUCACUCUGAAAAGCCAGUGCAGGAUGAGAACAAAGGAUUUAAACCUUCGUUGCCUAUGAAGUCAAACGCAAGCAGCUCAAACGCGGAGUUUAGGCCAAUGUCUUCAAUUGAUCUUGAUACACUUGUGAGGAACAAUCAAAAUGUAAGUUUUUGUAGGUUUCUGAAGGUUUUAUAAAUUUUGAAUGCUUUUAUAUAGUUUUUAUGAUAUUCUCAAAUUAAAUUCAUUUUGAUGUAGCCGAUAAAAAAAGGCGUUUACCUUAAUAUUUUAGGGCAUAACAAGGAUGACGGUGAUGAGUAUGGACUUUCGAGAUCCAGCUCAAAGACAGGCUUUCAUAGAGAUGAAGAAGAUCCUAAAACAAAGACAAAGCAUGGAUUUUAGAAAUAAACCACCAACAGUGUCAUCUGUUAGUAGUGUUGAAGGUAUAAGGUCGGCGUUGAGGAAUCAUGAUUUGAAUAGGCUGGAUGAUAGAAAUAAGAAUGUAAAGUUCGCUGAGCCUUCAAAGGUAAAAGAUUUUUCAAAUAAAUAAAGUAAUAUUUAAAAAAUAUUUUUUUUCUAAAUUUAAUUUUUAAAUUUCAGGAUGUAACUCCAACCUCUCGUCAAUUCCUACAAAAAGUCCAGAAUACACCAUCGAUACUUCAAACUCCUCAAAUGCCACGAAAAUCGGUUUAUAAUACUCCACGACGAUUCGCGUCAACAGUCAAUGAACGUCUGAGCGAAGGUGCUGAAUACGAAGAAUCUCCGCCAGAACCAACACCUAAAACAUUGGAUUUUGAUGAGGAUGAAAAUGAGAAUCCACUACCAGAACUUGUGAAUUUGAGUAUUAGUGGCCCUACGAAGAGUACUAACGGUACCAACAGUGUUACUUGUCCAAGUGGUGGAAAUUAUGGUGCUAAUGGUACUAGUAGUGGUAUAAGUAAUAUUACUAGUAAUGGUGUCAGCAAUGGUAUCAGUAGUGGAAUGAGCAAUGGCACUCAUACUGGUAUGAAGAAUGGUACUACUAGUCCAAUUAAUGGUACAAACGUCUCUAAUACUCAAAGUACCAGUGGCGUCACUGUUAUUAGUACGAACAGUACCACACCUGAUGAAACAACACCAGUGGCGAAUUCUGUGGAGAAAACGAAGAACUUGCUGUUGGAGUUCUCGGAAUCCUUCAAUUCGUUAACGUUUGCUGAAAUUCAACUUCUGAAGACGAAAUUGCCUCAAGGGUCAAUGAGUUCAUUAAAAACGGCUUUCGAAGUCAUUUUCAUGAAGUAA
Molecule: messenger RNA, 2096 nt
Organism: Bursaphelenchus okinawaensis
Lineage: Eukaryota; Metazoa; Nematoda; Chromadorea; Rhabditida; Aphelenchoididae
Source: the annotation of a GenBank genome assembly